Molecule: messenger RNA, 2082 nt
Organism: Ramularia collo-cygni
Lineage: Eukaryota; Fungi; Ascomycota; Dothideomycetes; Mycosphaerellales; Mycosphaerellaceae
Product: related to protein kinase
Exons: 3
Coding region: 1-2082 (693 amino acids)
Biological process (GO): protein phosphorylation
Molecular function (GO): protein kinase activity; ATP binding
Source: RefSeq, a predicted model, not a curated record
AUGGCCGACCUACCGCCACAAUAUGCGAGACAGAUGUCGCUAAUUCCUUACGCUCAUGAUUCCCACCGCGAGGUUGUCCUGCGACGAGGCAGCUCUGUAGUGGUAUACGAUUCAGACUCGAGACUGCUAUCUGUUCGCGAUGUAUCCGAACAAUUUGUCGAGCUAGCGGACUGUCCGUACUGCCAAAGACCACUUCGCGACAGAGAUGCCCCGGAUGAGGAUGAGCGCACCAGCCAUAGGUACGGUCCCGAUCGGCCUUUCGUGGACCCGGAUUACUUCUCAAUGCUCGCGGCCAGUCAGAGACCUUCGCCAUCAGUAUCUGGGGAGUCCACGCCAAGCAGACGUUUCCACCCGGCGCUGAGAUCAGGGAGAUCCAGAGACGUUAGCGGUUCGACGGGCCCGCCAACUGGAGCAGAGUUUGUGGGUAGCGAGCCAGCAUCGUCCACUGGACAGGGAAUUAGUGCGUCUGCCUUUUCGCCUGGCUACUUUCAACAGUUCUUCAGAGAAGAACGCGAGCUCGGUCGGGGUGGCAACGGUGUUGUGCUGCUGGUUGAGCAUGUCAUCGAUGGCGUUUCCUUGGGCUCCUUUGCAUGUAAGAGGAUUCCGGUGGGAAACAGCAAGCAAUACUUCGAAAAAGUCAUUAUUGAGGUCAGACUGCUGCAAAACAUUCCGCACAAGCAUCUUGUGGCGUAUCAUUGGACCUGGUUAGAGGAUCAUCAGCCUUCCAAGUUCGGGCCCAGCAUACCAUGUCUCUGGAUUCUGCAGGACUACUGUAAUGGUGGUGACCUACACCGACACGUUUUGGGUCCCAGACAGAGCCAGUCUGCUACCGAGAAGCUCAAAGAGAAAGUGCGUCGAAGGUCAAAGGGUGAUGCCACUCCACCCGUAGAUCUGAGAGGCCGCAGUCGACUGUCCUUUGAAGAGAUAUUCUCAUACUUUCGUGACAUCACAUCUGGCUUGCAUCACCUGCACACGAAAGGUUACAUACACCGGGAUCUUAAGCCGAGCAACUGUCUGUUGCAGCGGGAUGGAGGACGAACCAGGGUGUUGAUUUCUGACUUUGGUGAAGUGCAAGCUGCCGGAGCCCUCCGUGGUUCUACCGGUGCUACCGGCACCAUCUCCUACUGUGCGCCAGAGGUACUCCAGCGAGGAGCUGACGGGUCGCUUGGGAACUUCACAACGAAAAGUGACAUUUUCUCACUUGGGAUGGUCGUCUUCUUCAUGUGCUUUGGUCGAUUGCCAUACGUCAACGUAGACGAUGAAUCGGAAGAGAACGAGGACUUUGAUCAACUUCGGUAUGAGAUCAUUCAAUGGACUGGAUUCAACGAAGAAGCCCGCACCAGGCCCGAUCUACCCGAGAAGCUUUACAGGUUCUUGAAGAGACUACUCUCAGUAAACCCGUCAGACAGACCGAGUACCGAAGAAAUUCUGGCGAGCAUCAAAGGUGGGGUAUCGCAUGGCGACGGUGAAUGGUCGUUUGAGGAAUAUGACGACUACAGGCCUCGAGUCUCCAGUGUUGAUUCUCCGGCGGCGAAGGUCUCCUCGCGCAAGCAGCAGCCUUCCUUCACAGCACGACCAGGGCUUGGCUCACCAGUCAGGCACAGAUCCAGCAACGACGUGAAUGCCGAUCGGCAGGUCGAUCAUUCUCACGAACGAAGUCGAGCACUCAGUCCGUUGAAGUCAGCUACGAAUGCAAGCCUGAGGGAAAACGAGACAGCCACGAAGGAAUCUCCGCCAUCGUUGCCAAAUCCGCGCUUAAUGCUGCCCCCGCCUCCGGAACGCCCGAUCAUCCACGGAAUGAGAAGAGCUGUGGCGCAUCCCAGCGCAGAAAUCGCACGCAAGAUCGCGCUCUUCUUUGCCAAGUUGCUGUCACUGUCGCUGCCGUGUAACCCAUACGCUACGAAACAGUGGGUCCUGUAUCCUCUUCUGGGACUGGCGGCGCUUGAUCUGGGACUUACAGACAUCACUUUGCAACAGUCUUUCACCUUGGUGGUCGUCCACGUGGCCGUCGUACUGCUUGCGUCCCAGCGUGGUAGUCUUUGCCAAAUCAGUGGCAAGRGCGUGCUUUGGGAUACCGUUUGA